This is a messenger RNA of Pteronotus mesoamericanus, 5504 nucleotides long. It is a transcript of the gene MAP3K13, whose product is annotated as mitogen-activated protein kinase kinase kinase 13. NCBI's taxonomy places the organism in Eukaryota, Metazoa, Chordata, Mammalia, Chiroptera, Mormoopidae. The record is from RefSeq and is a predicted model, not a curated record. Gene Ontology annotation, biological process: protein autophosphorylation; JNK cascade. Gene Ontology annotation, cellular component: cytoplasm. Gene Ontology annotation, molecular function: ATP binding; MAP kinase kinase kinase activity; protein homodimerization activity. The coding region runs from base 313 to 3195 and encodes 960 amino acids. The transcript has 14 exons.
CACACCACAGCGAAGUCUGUGCGGAAUCCUAAACCAGCCCAAUUUACAUCCAUUCAUGAAUCUGUGACGUCAGCAAGCCUUCGGGCUCCUUUGCGGUGGGCUGUUGGAUUGUGUAGGUGGAAUCCCCCUCCCCCUUAUUUUUCUAAUUCUGCAAGGCUUUUUAAAUUAACCUUUCAUCUUUUUAAAGCAAGAAAAUGGAACGGCAUGUGUAGGAAUUCUUCAUUGUUGUUUUGGAGCCCUCUCUUACAUCAAAGCUCUAUUGGAAUAGUCCUCUGAGUGUCAUCUCAGGACCGUGGGCACACUCAUGGCACGAUGGCCGGCCCUCAGGAGCACCUGAGCUGCUCCUCCUCCCCACACGUACCCUUGAAUGAAAACAAAACCUGCAGUGGACUACAGGAUGAACUCGCCCCAGGGGGGAGCCACCCCUCACCCACGCUCCUUAAGGACCAGCACGAAAAGGGGGUGGUGCAAACAGAGCUGACCGAGGGCAUGCACAGCCCCGUCGCCACAACAGCGUUGACAAGUGUAAGCGAGGACUCCAGGGACCAGUUUGAGAACAGCGUUCUUCAACUAAGGGAACAAGACGAAUCGGACAUGGCCGUGUCUCAGGGGAACAGCAACACUGCAGAUGGAGAGAGCGGGAGUGGGACUGAUGACGUCAAGAUCCAGUUCAGCAGGUCGGGCAGCGGCAGCGGUGGGUUUCUUGAAGGACUAUUUGGAUGCUUAAAGCCUGUGUGGAAUAUCAUCGGGAAGGCAUAUUCCACUGAUUAUAAAUUACAACAGCAAGAUACUUGGGAAGUGCCAUUUGAGGAGAUCUCAGAGCUGCAGUGGCUGGGUAGUGGAGCCCAAGGAGCUGUCUUCCUGGGCAAGUUCCGAGCGGAGGAGGUGGCCAUCAAGAAAGUGAGAGAGCAGAAUGAGACGGAUAUCAAGCAUCUGAGGAAGUUGAAGCACCCUAACAUCAUCGCUUUCAAGGGUGUGUGUACGCAGGCCCCAUGUUACUGUAUCAUCAUGGAAUACUGCGCCCAUGGACAGCUCUACGAGGUUUUGCGAGCUGGCAGGAAGAUCACGCCUCGAUUGCUAGUAGACUGGUCCACGGGAAUUGCAAGUGGAAUGAAUUAUUUGCACCUUCACAAAAUUAUUCAUCGUGAUCUCAAAUCACCUAAUGUUUUAGUGACUCACACAGAUGCAGUAAAAAUUUCAGAUUUUGGUACCUCUAAGGAACUCAGCGAUAAAAGUACCAAGAUGUCCUUCGCUGGCACAGUUGCGUGGAUGGCGCCAGAGGUGAUACGAAAUGAACCUGUCUCUGAAAAAGUUGACAUAUGGUCUUUUGGAGUGGUGCUUUGGGAGUUGCUGACAGGAGAGAUCCCUUACAAAGAUGUGGACUCUUCAGCCAUUAUUUGGGGUGUUGGGAGCAAUAGUCUACACCUUCCAGUUCCUUCCACUUGCCCUGAUGGAUUCAAAAUCCUUAUGAAACAAACAUGGCAAAGUAAACCUCGCAACCGACCUUCUUUUCGACAGACACUCAUGCACUUAGACAUCGCGUCUGCAGAUGUUCUUGCCACACCACAAGAAACUUACUUCAAGUCUCAGGCUGAAUGGAGAGAAGAAGUGAAGAAACACUUUGAGAAGAUCAAAAGUGAAGGAACGUGCAUACACCGAUUGGAUGAAGAACUGAUUAGAAGGCGCAGAGAAGAGCUCAGGCAUGCUUUGGAUAUCCGUGAACACUAUGAGAGAAAACUUGAGCGGGCUAAUAAUUUAUACAUGGAACUGAGCGCCAUCAUGCUGCAGCUGGAAAUGCGGGAGAAGGAGCUCAUCAAGCGUGAGCAAGCAGUGGAAAAGAAGUAUCCUGGGACUUACAAACGGCACCCUGUCCGCUCAAUAAUCCACCCCAAUGCCAUGGAGAAGCUCAUGAAAAGGAAAGGCGUGCCUCACAAACCUGGGAUGCAGACCAAACGGCCAGAUCUGUUGAGAUCUGAAGGCAUCCCCAGCCUGGAGGUGGCUCCCACCGCAUCCCCUCUGUCUGGAAGCCCCAAAAUGUCCACCUCAAGCAGCAAGAGCCGAUAUCGGAGCAAACCGCGCCACCGCCGAGGGAAUAGCAGAGGCAGCCACAGUGACUUUGCAGCAAUCUUGAAAAACCAGCCAGCCCAAGAACACUCAGCCCACCCCGCUCAUCUACACCAAGCUCAAUCCCAAUACCCUUCUCUGCAGCAGCAAUACCAGCAACCCCCUCCAGCCAUAUCUCAGAGCCACCAUCCCAGGCUCAAUAUGCACGGACAGGACAUUGCCACCUGCGCCAACAACCUGAGGUAUUUUGGCCCAGCAGCAGCCCUGCGGAGCCCACUCAGCAACCACGCUCAAAGACAGAUGCCCGGCUCCAGCCCUGACCUCAUCUCCACGGCCAUGGCCGCAGACUGCUGGCGGGGCCCUGAGCCCGGCCAGGGCCAGGCCGGCCCCUGGGGCUGUUGUCAGACCGACCCGUGUGACCCCUGCGCACAGUGCAGGCCAGAACACUGUGGGUCCUCGGACGGUCCCUUUGCUGAGCCAGCGGGGAGGAGCCCCGACCUUUUCAAGUCACCAGCACACACUCUCCUCUCCGAAAAUGCCCAAGGUUCUGAGAAAAUGGAAGAAAACGAAUUCGAUGGCUGUAGGUCUGCCUCAUCCCUUGGCGUCCCGCAUCACAUGACCCCGCCAGUGCUACCUCGAAAAACAAGGCCCCCUCAGAAGAGUGGAGAUGAGUCCUCAGAAGAGGAAGAAGGGGAAGUGGAUAGUGAAGUUGAAUUUCCACGAAGACAGAGGCCCCAUCGCUGUAUCAGAAGCUGCCAGUCAUAUUCAACCUUUAGCUCUGAGAAUUUCUCUGUGUCUGAUGGAGAGGAAGGAAAUACCAGUGACCACUCCAACAGUCCUGAUGAGUUAGCUGAUAAGCUUGAAGACCGCCUGGCAGAGAAGCUAGAUGACCUGCUGUCCCAGACACCGGAGAUUCCCAUCGAGAUAUCCUCACAUUCAGACGGACUCUCUGACAAGGAGUGCGCCGUGCGCCGCGUGAAGACGCAGAUGUCUCUGGGCAAGCUGUGUGUGGAGGAACGUGGCUAUGAGAAUCCUAUGCAGUUUGAAGAAUCGGACUGUGACUCUUCCGAUGGGGAGUGCUCUGACGCCACAGUGAGGACCAAUAAGCACUACAGCUCUGCUACUUGGUAGCGAGAGAAUACCCGUCCCGAAGAUGUCCUGACAGCACUGGCAUUUCAGAUCCACCCCACCCCCCGAUUCUUCCCGUUCUCUCCCUGCUUUUUUUUGUCUGGGAAGAGAGCUGCCCCAUCUUUCUUAUCCCUAGAAAUGAGCUGCAAUAACAGGAACAUGAGACUUUGCAAAUCUCUGGAAAAAAAAAUAUCCAAAUGAGAUUAAGUCUCACUGAACAUUUCAAUCAAGAAUGGCAGGGAUCUAUUUUAUUGAAUAUUCUAGCUACUGUAACAUUGAUAUUUAUUUUUGUUUGACAUUUUAACACUUUGUACUGUAAAGAUUGAACUAUAUAUGAUAUAGAGAGAGACACAAUAAUUUCUUGCAAAAAAGAGAGAGAGAGAGAGAAAGGAAGAAAGGAAAGGAAGAAUGGAAUUUAGGAGCAACAUUCUUGGGAAUUUGUGGGGCCAAGAUGUAUUAUUGCUACUUGAACAGGGGACCAGUUCUUUUGGCCAUAGUGACUGAAGAAGAGACAAAGCAAGACAUGUUGAGCAUUUCAGGAAACAAAGAACAGCAAAAGAAAAGCAAUCCCAAGGCAACUUAGGAAUAGACCACAGUAGGUUCAACCAGCUUAUCUUAUGGGUGAUGGAAAUGACCUAGAAAAGUUUGGUGACCGGAUACUUGCACCUGCGGUCUUUAAGGCCACGUGCUUCCUCUAGGAGGAAGAAGAAAACUGUGUAUGUGAAAACUGGUUUCAUUUUUUAAAACUUUUAAGCAACAUUUGGUUGCAAGACUUAACAGAUAGAGUCAAACCUUCCUUGACAAAUAUUUACCUUUUCAAUGCUGUCAUUGUCAUUACCUUGACAAAUGUAUUACUUGACCAAUGUGCCAUUUUCUUGUAGCCAUUUCCUUCCACCUGUGGACCACUUCCACUAGGAAAAAGGGGAGGGCUGAGGAGGAGAGAAGGAUAAGAGAAAAAGGAAAUUGACAACAGUGCUACAGAAGCACAUGGAAAGGGUGUACAAGCACCUUGUCAGGAUGUCCCAGUUCAUCUCAGUGGAGAAGCUGAAACCACCCCUCUCUGGAACCAGGGUGUUUGACUACUAGAGUCAUAUUGAUUCAAACAGGAGAACAGACUUCGAAGGCAGCUAGAACGAGUGAGCCUCUCCAGUGUCCAAUCCCAAACCAUCCCCUUGUUUUUAUUCAUUAACUCAUUCUGUCCUGUAAGCUUUAGUGACUGGCUACCACUCUCAGAAUAAAGGCAAAAUAAGCAACUUGCAAAAGGGAACUCGUCUCCCACCACAAUAGCAUUUUUGCUAAAUGCUAUUUGUAAAAUGUAUUUUACUUCUCUUAGCAUCAAUGCAGUUUUAAAUAAUUGGAUUUGGAAAUUUGUUGAAAGAACAACUGAUGCUGAGCAGCAACUGGGAAGGUUUUACUUUGUCCAAGGCAUGAGGUCCUUCCUGUCCAGGGUCAUGGGCUCUGAAAAGCAUCCCAAAGUACUUCAUGGUACCUCAGCUUUAAGCUAAUUUUUAUGUAGAAUUUUACAGAAAAACAAACGUUGGCCUCAUUCCUGCCUGUCAAACAAUGUCUCCGGGCUCGAGAUCUAAAGAAGGGGGCUACACUCUUUGACACGGCAUCAUGUGGAGCAUUAGGAAAGACUUGCACAUAUGGGGAUUAAACCAUUUCCAGUGCGGAUGAAACUCUGCCCUCCUCUGGUGCCACUGACGGCAUCGGCCAAAAAGGAAAGACAGGAGGGAAUUUAGAGCAGUUCCUUUUGCUUGUUUGACACCCCCCCCCAUUUGUUUACAAUUUAUGUUGAGAUAUUAAUUUAAAAUUUAGUGUCUAUAAUUUAUAGCUCUUAGGUAAGAUGAAGGAAAAAUGUUUAACUUAUACAGAGAGCAGUAUUGUUUGCAUUAAAUUAUUCCAUUUUGUAUAAAUUCUGUAGCUGGACUACACGAAAGAUCUUAAGUUAUGGCAUUAUUAUCAUUGUUAUUUUAUUUUAUAAUUAUUAUCAUUUUCUGUCGAUCAGAAGGUGUGGUUUACAAUGUAGCACAAUGAUUGUGUUUAUUGCUAACCAUGAAUUAUUAUGAAUUUUUAUGAUUUUUAUGAAGGAAUGAAAAUGGAACUGCCACUUGGGAGCUCUCCAGUAUUCAUCUUAGGUGCAUUCCCUCAUUUUCUGUGUACAACAACAAUCAUCUGAGGAUGCGUGUUCUGCCCUGGAGCCCAACUGGUACAUUGUGACUUAUCCUGGAAGCUCCUGGGCGGGCAGAUGACUAAGUGGAUGGAUGGACAGUUCAAAAGCUGUAACCUUUCUCAAGUUUCUUAAGAAAUAA